This is a messenger RNA of Radiomyces spectabilis, 7144 nucleotides long. RefSeq lists its product as uncharacterized. The transcript is spliced from 6 exons. The coding region runs from base 414 to 7004 and encodes 2196 amino acids. Gene Ontology annotation, biological process: ubiquitin-dependent protein catabolic process via the N-end rule pathway; protein ubiquitination. The record is from RefSeq and is a predicted model, not a curated record. Gene Ontology annotation, molecular function: ubiquitin protein ligase activity; zinc ion binding. Gene Ontology annotation, cellular component: ubiquitin ligase complex; cytoplasm. NCBI's taxonomy places the organism in Eukaryota, Fungi, Mucoromycota, Mucoromycetes, Mucorales, Radiomycetaceae.
GUUAACGAUCGAUGGCAAUUGCCUACAGCGUACAAUACCAUAUCUUUUAUAUUGCUAUUACUGCCUCGAUCAUAAGACUUUUUGAAAAAGUCUUUCCUUCAUGGAAUAAGUGGGGCCCUUAGAAUUUGCUCCCAGACUUGCAUAUAAAAGUCUUAUCCCGGAGUAGGGAGGAGGGGGACAAAAGCGAGCCGUGACUUUUUGGCGCGGGCAAUGGAAACGUCAAGGUCCGCCUGUCUCUUUGAAUUCGGUCAAAAAAAAAGGGUGCUGUUGAAGCUCUUCUCUUUCGAGAUCGACGUUUAGAAAUUCUUUUUAUUCCCAAUCUUAUUUGAAUCCGCUUCCACUGUUACAUCAGCGUCUUGUAACUCUCCUGUUUUCAAUUUUAUUUUUUACGGAUUCGAACCAUUGUCGUCAUCAUGGCAUCUGGUUCCUCGACGUCUUCCAAAACGCCAUUGCAUAAGGGAAAAGAUUCACAGUCGUUUCUCUCACUAUCCGAUUUUCUCUGGCAAACCCCUCUUGUUUACAACUGUCGUCUCGAUGAAACUGCCAAACAAACUAUCCUCACCCGAUGUUACGAAUCGCUGUGGCUCGGUAACGACGCGAUCAUGCAGCAAUACUUCUUUCCAUCCAGAGACGCCCUGCAGAAAGCCAUGACCGCUCAGUUCCAUCGUCAUGAUGGCAAAGAGUUUAACAUUAAUAAAGAUCCCACAUCCUGGCACACCAACGGCAUAGUCGCCGAAAAAGAUCUGGCCAGUCAACGAGGACGACCAUGCGGUCACGUCUUUCGUAAAGGAGAACCCGUCUAUCGAUGCCGAAAUUGCGGUCUGGACGAUACAUGCGUUUUUUGCUCCACUUGCUUUCACGCCACCGACCACGAUGGUCACGAUGUCUUGUUCUCCAUUAGUCCAGGUUCCGGUGGUUGCUGCGAUUGCGGUGAUGCCGAAGCAUGGAAGGUUCCUUUGCAAUGCAAGGUUCAUUCACUUGAUGCCGCUGCGGCGGCCCAUAACGCGGCUGAAAACACAGGACGAGUUUUGAUUGAACCGGCGCUAGUCGACGGCAUCCGACACACCAUUGCCUCCGUGUUAGAUUUCCUUUUAGAAACGUUUGCGCUCGCACCAGAUGAAGUGAGUUUACCUUCAUCCACCGAAGACCUUCUCAAGGAAAACCGAGAACAACGUCGUGUAUUGAGUCGACUCGGUAUACCGUCGCAAUUACCGCAUACCCAACCGCAGCAGGGCAUGAUGAUGGAGAGCGAAGAAUACACCGCCAUGGAUGCUUCCAUCAUGGACGAAGAAGAUGUAGAUAUGGACAAAGAAAAUAGUGAAGCAUUCUCAGCCGAUGCCGGCGACCCGCAGCAAGGACACAGUAAAGAAUCUUCCACCGACGAAGGAGAUGGCGAUCUUUAUGCAUGUAUCGCUUGGAACGAUGAAGCUCAUGCAUUUUCCCAUGUGCUUGAAUCCAUCAUGUCAGCUACCAAUUGUGACUUUGAAAAGGCAAAAGAAAUUGUCGAUGUUAUUCAUGUCCAUGGACGCGAAAUCAUUGCCACAUCCACCAACAUUGAGGAACUUCGAAAGAUCGCCGCUCCUCUUGCCGCCAUUAAUCUCGGCGUCACCAUUCGUCCCGCUCGAGAUACAUUCCGUGAACAGAUAUGUGGACUCUUGGUGGAUUGGCUGAAACAGCUAAUCAAUGGUCGCACUCGCUUCUUCCCGCAAGUUGCUGGAGGCGAUGCUAUUAUUCGAACCAUUCUGUGUGAAGAAUUAUGCGCGGAAUGGGAAUUGCGAUUACCGAUGGCUCUGUUAACAACAGGUCCUCGUACGACCCAGAUCACAGCCGAUGACGUGAGUGAUGAGGAGGAUUUGAUCAAAGAAGAUAUGACCGUCACUGCGAGCAACGAAGAUAUCGAGAUGUUCGAACCUGACGUUUCUUCCCAUGCUCAACAAAAAUUCGGGUCGCCGGAAUCCUCGAGUUCGAGUCCCGUCAUUUAUCGAAAUCAAUGUGACAUUGCCAGCAUCGACUGGGAUCCCGCCGCCAUGGUACGCGAAUUUCAGCAUAUUCGAGAGGAGGAAGUCAAUCUCGGGGACAUGGUAUUGGCAAUGGCCGAUGGCAAUAAGACCGCCGGUAAAAAGGCGGUAACCAUGCCAAAGGAAUCCUCCCGUAUGGGAUUGACCAUUCAAAAGGAAUUCGAAGACAAGUUGCGUUUGGACUAUUUCAUGUUGUAUGACCUUAAGCUAUGGAAAGAAGUGCGCGUAUCUCUGCGAGAACUGUACAUCAACUCCUUGAUCACCGAACCUGGGUUCAAGAAAAUUCUCGGCAAACGCCUUGCACGAAAUUACGCGCGCUUGGCGGAAUCGUUCCUGUUGAAAGAUCGCGAACCCGAAAAUUCCAUAAUUCUUUUCUCUGUCCAACUUCUCACAGUACCUACAGUUUCCGAUUUGCUCGUCAAUGAGUACUAUUUCUUUGGACUCAUUUGUUCCACUCUUGCCGCCUUCUUCCUCACCGACCAUCUUUAUCUCCUUCUCCCUUCCGAAAGAGCGCGACUUCCUUCCCGCAUCAACUGUGAAUCGCGCGCAUUUCGUACGCGCCGAUACUUUAACGCUUUCCAUGACUUGCGUUACAUCAUGAAUGUAGACAUGAUCAAACGUGUCCUUGCCGAAGAUCCGUUAUACUUGCGUCAAUACUUGGAUCUCAUCAGUCUAUUCCAAGCCAUGAAUGCUCAGCUGUGCCAAAAGAACACCCACGUGGAAUAUGAAUCCGAAAUUUGGGUCAACGCUUUCAAUGUCACCUUACAAAUCGCCAAGUGCUGUCGCCAAUUCGCGGACUGUUACGGCACGCUGCCGGUCGCUACGUUUGAAGAGCGCGUCGCUACGUCCAAGACCCUGAUUCGAUCCGUUGCUCGUGUACUGAAAACGAUUGAGGAAUGGGGCGGGGACGAAGAUGAAAACAUGGAAGCGGCCAUGUUGCGUUCGUCUACCACGGAUCCUUCGGUUGUAGUGGCCUCGGAGCAAAAUUUCCACACCGUGACCUUGCCUGACCUGCCGCCGUUUGAAGUGGUGCAAUUCAGUGUACACGCCGAACCUGUUUCUUUCCAUCAUCCCCUACAUUGGCUUCUUGCCGGUCUUUUGGAACAUGCCAGUAUUUUGGACGAGGAGGUGCUUCACGCCGCUGGAUGGUCUCACGGUUUAUCGCCCGCCACCUUUCUGGUCAAUGAAGGUGAUAAACCACCUUCGCAACGACGCUUACUGGCAAUCUUGGACUUUCCUAUCCGAACUAUUGUCUUUUCUUCGCAAAUCCGCGCAGGCGUUUGGGUACGAAAUGGUUACGGAAUCCGGAAUCAGGCUCAUCACUAUCGCGACAUCUCGUUGCGUGAAAAUACUUACGAUGCUGAUAUCUUCCUUUUGCAAUUCGGUUUUAUUAUGGUGGAUCCCGAAUUGCUGCUGGUGACACUUCUUGAUCGAUUUGAUUUAAAGUCUUGGUUCCAGGGCGAAACGACCCAUGAACAGUACGAUACCACCCAAACGGUGUUUAUGGUAGAAGAACUUCUCAACUUAUUGAUCGUGUCGGCGUGCGAACGCGCCAAUGCCACGAGCAUGUCCAUUCAGGAAAAGAUUCGUCGUGAAAUCAUUCACAACUUGUGUCUGGGACCGACGGCAUGCUCGGAACUUGUCAAGCGGAUCCCUGAACGACUGUCGGAGCAUCCUGACUUUGAUCGCGUAUUGGCGGAAGUGGCCUCCUUUAGACCUCCAGGCGGCAUCAAUGAUCAUGGCAUGUACGAAUUGAAAGAAGAAUACCACGAUCACGUCGACACCUAUUUCUGGCAUUACAGUCGCAAUAAUCGCGAAGAAGCGGAAAAUGUAUUCAAAGCGCGAUGGAAGAAGGCUAAUGCCGAUAAAAAGGAAGAAGAUUUCUUUAUUAUCCCCAAGACAAGCAAGAUCAGCUACGGUCCUUUCAAAUAUCUGGGCGCUUUUCUGCAUACGCGAGUUUUUACUCAGAUGAUGACUUACGCACUGUGGAACGUAAGAAUGAUCAACAAUCAUAAGAGCGACACCAUUCUCGAUCAAACGCUCUACCUUAUUUUAUUGGCGUUAUUGGAUGAAAACAGUGAUAUUGCGGAACAAGCCAAGCUUCAAGGAAAAUACACGGGUGGUUUCUAUCACCAUAUUUGCAAGAGCCACUUUUCACUGUCAAACGGACAGCAUUACCAGGAACUGACGCUAUUUGAGAUAUUGACGAUCUUCCGACAAGCCGAUCAAUACAAGGAAGCCCACAGUCAGCUGGACUGGAUCUUUGACCGUUUGCAAACGUGGGGAACCGAUUCUACUUGCCAUAUCGUACGCACCUGGGUGAAAUGUUCCGGCAGUGCUCCCAAUGCCAUGGAAGGUCAGACCAACGAAUUGUCAGAGUACGAAAAGAAGAAAAAGGCAGCCAAAGAGAGGCAACAACGCAUCAUGGCCCAAUUUGCUCAAGCUCAAUCUCAGUUUAUGGAAAAUAAUGAAGGAUUGUAUGAUGAAGAUGAGGAGGAACAAGUCGAAACAGGAGCCGAGGCUGGUGAUUCAGCUGCCGCCGUGUCCGGCUUGACAGAUGAAGACGGUGCCACCCAAGAAGACAUUCAGGAGAAUGAGGAGAUGCAAACAAGGUUCUAUACGUACCCCACAGGAACAUGCAUUGUCUGUCAAGAAGACGUCAAUGAACGUUCCUUACCCUAUGGCCUGCUUGGAUUCUUGCAGACAUCCAAUGUACUGCGCGAAACACCCAUGGACGAUAAAUCCGUUUUCCGGGAUAUCGUCGACAUGGGUUGCAACCUCGAUGUGGACUGGCCAGACAAGCAAAUGCUUCCGGACGACGCCCCCUCCUUGACCGGUUUACCGGCCCAGCUGCACAAAACCGGGCUCUACGCAUCCACUUGUGGUCAUCUGAUGCACAUCAAAUGCUUUGAAGUCUACUGUACCUCUAUUGACGCACGCCAUUCGGCUCAGCUUACACGCAAUCACCCAGAAAAUCGUACGCGCAAGGAAUUCAUGUGCCCUCUAUGCAAAUCCCUUGGCAAUACGCUAUUGCCUGUCUUCUGGAAAGGCAAAAAGGAGGUGUAUCCGGGUGUGCUUGUCAAGGCCAACGACGCCAGUCACCAUCAUUUCCUGGAAUCCACUGUACCGGAGGCGAUUGACAGACUAAAGUCUGCUAUCCUCUCCAGUCGACCAGCUUUCAACCAGCGACGUCGUAGUAGUGGUACCAGUAAACUCAAGGAAGCGUUCAAUACUUGGAUGAAGCCAUCCACCUUGCGUCCAACCGCCACGGGACAAUCCAUGCUUAUUGAAGACUUUAUGAAUCGUGGAUCCACUGGAUCGAGCAACACACCAUCCGAUGCGGGUUCGCAGAGUGAGUCAUCGUUGCAGCUUCCAGGUACUUCGCCUUCCAACGACCGUUUAGGCCCGUUUGACUCUGAAACCUUGCAUGGAACAGCCAUGGCCAAUGUGACUUCCAUUCGCAAAACGUACAGUCGUUUGUUCGACGUGCUAUCGAUCAUCUAUCAAGAAAUCUGCAGCGACGAAUCGCGACGCGAGUUGUCGACAUUGAGCAAGAACGUUGAUUUGUUGUGGGGAUUACUGGGUUACACCAUUGCUGGCGUGGAAAUUGCUGCGCGUGGCAUGGCAAGAAAAGAGCAUUUGAAUCCCGCCGAAUGUGCCACGGGAACGAUGUUUGAUCAAAUUCCACCGCAAACUCAGAUUCUUUUGCGUAUUCUGAGUGACACCAUUAUGGCGUAUACGAAUGUGAUGGGAAUGCAAGAUAUGGGCACUUCCGGCGGCAUGACGGGCAAUUCCAGUCACGUCAUGACCCGCGUGAAUUUGCUUGCCCUCGGACGUUUGGGCCAGAUCUUUGUCGACGCACCUUUGGAAGACAUGGCUCAAUUCACCAGUUUUGGUCAAGACAAGAUCGUAUUCUACGAAAACCCCCCUCUUUUGGAAGACGAUCCGUUCAUGGUGCUCGUCGAGCUUUCGUUACACCUGAUACCCGACAUGAAAUUGGAUGUGCAUUCGCUCAUGCGAACACUGUUAUUGGCCGAGUUGAGCAAAACCGUCAUCGGACUUAUUCAGGGCACCAUGGUUCCAUUGACUCCGACAGCCCAGCCGACGGCCGUUCCAGAAGAAGUCGAGGCGGCCAACAAAUUUGCGUUCUGGAUCAUGGAGAAACUAAACAUCUCGCAGGAGAAUGCCUUUGCCAGCUUUGCCAAGUUUGGAUCGCAGGAAACCUUCUGGGCGUUGCUGAAAUUCUAUGCAUUACCUUUCCUGCGUCGGUGCAUGAUACUAAUGAUUACUCGAUUUGGUUUAAUUGUGACGCCUUCCGAGGACAUGUCCUCCGGUGCCAGCAGCGAAGUAGACCGGUUACUGGAUGCAUUGCAGUUGCCGCGACUGGAUGUUCUGUUGCAGCGAACCGACGAUACCGAACGCUUGGUGGGCGGAUGGUGUCGCCAGUUUGUCAAGGAAUCCGAACGUCGCAUGCAGAUUCAAGAAACGGUCACCGAAGGAUUACCCAUCAUCGCGUUGGAUUUACCGACUCCACUUUACUUGGUAGCGCUUCCACGACGUUUGGAUCGAUUGUUUGAUGAGAGUCUGCAACGUGUGUGCCAAAAGUGUGGUACCAUUCCCAGUGAUCCUGCAUUGUGCCUGUUUUGUGGAACCUUUGUUUGUGCUCAAAGUUUCUGUUGUGCCGAAGAAGAAGACGGCGAAUGCAAUCUACAUACACUCGAGUGCGGAGGCGAAGUGGGUAUCUUUUUAUCUGUGAAACGAUGUGUAUUGAUCCUGCUACAUAAUGGCAACGGUUGGUUUAUCAACGCGCCGUAUUUGGAUCCCCAUGGUGAGGUGGAUCAAGGUCUUCGACGAGGCAAACCGCAAUACCUCAGCCUAAAACGCUACGCAGAAACUCGCAAACUGUGGCUUCAGCACAACAUACCCAUCUACGUAGCACGACAAAUUGAAGCAAAUUAUGAUAUCGGUGGAUGGACCACACUUUAACUGGAUGGCAUAGAAAAAAAUGCCAAUGACUUGUUUGAUUAUAAUGAAAACUACAGUAAAAGAAAAUACAAGACUCCUUUCUGCAUGUAAAAGAAAAAUUCCCAGCGGAUCAACCUUUUGUAAAAGUGAAAUGAAAGUAG